This is a messenger RNA of Tricharina praecox, 690 nucleotides long. RefSeq lists its product as uncharacterized. The coding region runs from base 1 to 690 and encodes 229 amino acids. NCBI's taxonomy places the organism in Eukaryota, Fungi, Ascomycota, Pezizomycetes, Pezizales, Pyronemataceae. The record is from RefSeq and is a predicted model, not a curated record. The transcript is spliced from 4 exons.
AUGCUUAGUGCCACGCUCGCCGACAUCAAGCCCCCCCAGAUCGUCAACUUCGUUGGCGAUGAGGGAGAGGGUCUGGAGUGGCUCCUGGCGCAGGAAGAUCCCGACUUCGCCACAGCCGACAAGGAGGUAAAGUUGUGGAAAAUGAUGGGACCAGAUUUUUACCGGUACAUACAGACGGUAACCGGCUGGCGCAGCAUCAGCAUACCACCCUUUGUCAGCGGGGGUAUGCUUGCGAACGAUAUGGGCUGGGUCGUUCAGAUGGCCCGCAAGCCAUGUUUUGUCCUGCGUCCAUCGAUCGCAGGGAUGCGACCAGGUGGACGCCGGAGCGGGACGUUGUCGGUGUGCGGCGUUGCCGCCUCCGACACGUUCAGCGCCCCGAUCGCGUCCAUCCGUCCCAACCCUCCGGUCGGCCAAAGUUGGCCGCCGGAUACACAAGGGUUGGACGCGUUACUCGACACUUCCGUCGGAUUUCGCUACUACUUCAACUUGCAUCAAGACUGUCUGAUUUCGCUGCUGCUUCAACUUGCAUCAAGACUGUUGUGUGCAGCCAAUGGAAGAACUUCCUUCACAUCCUCGCGCCUUGGACAUCUUAACGUCCAGGAGGCGUUGAAGAACUUCAAGAAGAACGGUGUCCCUCAGGACAAGGCAAUCAGUAACGGCAACGAUGACAAGAGUGGUGGACCGGCGUGA